Messenger RNA from Leptinotarsa decemlineata (Colorado potato beetle), 901 nucleotides. RefSeq names its product pyrokinin-1 receptor. Gene Ontology annotation, molecular function: neuromedin U receptor activity. Gene Ontology annotation, biological process: neuropeptide signaling pathway. NCBI's taxonomy places the organism in Eukaryota, Metazoa, Arthropoda, Insecta, Coleoptera, Chrysomelidae. Gene Ontology annotation, cellular component: plasma membrane. The record is from RefSeq and is a predicted model, not a curated record.
CUUUUUCAUGUUGGUGUGGCUUCAAUCAUAUCCACCACGGUAGGCCACAAAGAUCGUAUUCAGCAUUAUCCAGAUGUAAUAUUCGGGGUCCAGAUUCUACAGACUCAGGCAGUCACGAUCACACCGUACAGACUAAUAUGUCUCAGAAGAACAAUUCCCAAGAUUCAUACACCGGUCAUCAUGGAAGAAAGUACAGAACUUCAACAUCAACAAGAGAAGAUAUGGAAAGAAACAAUUCCAAGCAAACAAUUCCAGCGGUAGAAUUGCAGAAUUUACAAGCCGCCCACAAUUUAGAGAGUCCGAUUUAUCUAUCUGUUCACGUGGGAAAUCCGACUCAGACUACGUUCAUGAAAUUUCUUCAAUUUUUCCAAUGUAUCGCCAAAAAGACUCUGGAUGAUAGCAAAAGAUUGUCUUCUUACUGUUCUUCUCCUGUGAAAGAGCAGGAGGUUAUAGAUAUUGAAAAGACUGAUGAAAGUACUGAAAAGGAAAUAGUUGAGAGGUGCAAUGAAAUUCACAAACCUUGUAUAAGCAACAGCAGCUUGAAAGAUAUUGAAACUGGUGCCAUUGAAGACGAGCUUACAACUUAUAUGAAGGAAAUCAGAAGAAGGGAAUACUAUAGUUAGCAAAUAAUUUUCUGAGAUCGAAUUUCGUAUUCAAAAAAGUACGUACCAGACAAGGUACAAACGAUUGAGAGUUGUAUCACCGAUUUACACAAUGACAUAAUUGAAAGAAAGAACUGAUGAAUAUAAUGACCACGAAAUGAUAUAUUCGAAGAUCUUCAUCAUAACCAAUAUCUUACAAUAUUGCAGUAGAACUUGUCUUUUUUAUUGUUCUUGACCUCAAAGUCAAGUCUUUCUGACUUCUUACGUCUUUUUGAUGAAUUAAAAAGUAUCUUUUUUAU